This is a messenger RNA of Poeciliopsis prolifica (blackstripe livebearer), 2155 nucleotides long. RefSeq lists its product as uncharacterized. The transcript is spliced from 9 exons. The coding region runs from base 96 to 1379 and encodes 427 amino acids. NCBI's taxonomy places the organism in Eukaryota, Metazoa, Chordata, Actinopteri, Cyprinodontiformes, Poeciliidae. The record is from RefSeq and is a predicted model, not a curated record.
UCUAACAAUCCAUCACUGAAUGAUCAUAGCUGAGUGUCUGUAGAGGUAUAACGUGUUUAUGCUUUGCUACAGAAGAAGAAGACAGCACUUCUAAGAUGUCACGCCUAAACUUCAACAUUUUUAUCUUCAAUUUAUUUUUUCUGAGCCCAGAAUUUGUCUUCGGUUAUGAUUUUAAGGUGAUCCAGCCAAAAUCAGUCUCAGUUCAGCAUGUGAACCAAGAGCAAACCGCCUCAAUCAGCUGUGAACAUGACAAGGGUCAUGGAUAUAAACUUCUGGAUGUUCGACUGUACAGAAUUUCACAGAAUGGCAAACCAGAGAUGCUGUGUCAGAAGGGAGAACCAUCCUGUAAAGAUGUCAACCUGACUCUGAGUUCCACCAAGUUUGUCUUCACUUUACGAAACAUUAAACCAGAAGCAAUAAGAGCUACUUAUCAGUGUGAGAUAACAAUGGGGUAUGGUAGUGUGAAUUACACCAGGAGAGGAAUAAACACCACACUGUUAUAUGAUUUUCAUGUGAUCCAGCCGGAGGUUCAGCAUGUGAACCCAGACCAAACCGCCUCAAUCAGCUGUGAACAUGAUUCAUAUGGAUCUAAGCUUCAGGAUGUUCGACUGUACAGAAUUUCACAGAAUGACAAACCAGAGAUGCUGUGUCAGAAGGGAGAACCAUCCUGUAAAGAUGUCAACCUGACUCUGAGUUCCACCAAGUUUGUCUUCACUUUACGAAACAUUAAACCAGAAGCAAUAAGAGCUACCUAUCAGUGUGAGAUAACAAUGGAGUAUGGCGGUGCAGAUUACACCAGGAACGGAAUAAACACCACACUGUUAUAUGAUUUUCAUGUGAUCCAGCCGGAGGUUCAGCAUGUGAACCCAGACCAAACCGCCUCAAUCAGCUGUGAACCGAAGGCAGAGGGAUCCACCAUUCAGAUAGCACGAUUAUACAGGAUUUCACAAGAUAACUCAGAACAUAUGGUCGAUCAGAAGAGCAUCACAGAUUCCUGCUCAACUGUCAUCACACAUCAGUGUGAUCAGAGCAAGGUUGUUUUCAUUUUACAAGAAGUUGGACCAGAAGAAAUGAAAUUUACCUAUCAGUGUGAAAAAAUAGUUAAAAAAAAGGAUGUGGUUUACAUUGAAAGAGGAAAACUAAAAAAACUACAGGAAAGGAAAGAGGACUGCCCUUCUCUUGAUAGGUCUGCGCUGGGAUGGAUUCUGAUUGGUCUUCUGGUCCUGAUGUUCCUGUACAGCUGUGUAAUCACCUGCCUGUACUUCAGACUGAAAGCCACAGUCUGGAAAAACACCAAAGAGAACUGCACCUACGUGGUAAUGAAGCCUCCAACCCAGAAGAGGCAGCAUGAAGACAUUUACCAAAUGAUGCAGUCUUAGGUUAAGUGUUUGAAGGAUUAUCACUGCACUUGAACAGGCAGUGGUAAACCCUCAGUACUGCUAGAGUUCUACCGAACAAAACCAGCAGGGGGAGCCAAAGACUGCCUAAAGAGAUUGUUCACAUUCACGCCAGACCAUGACGACAAUAAUUCAUGACUUGGUAAUAAAUGUUAUGUAAAUACAGUUUAGAGAAGCUUUCUGAGGGUUUUAUGUUUGGAUGGGAAAUCUGACGUGAAGCUGUUCAAGUCAAUAUAAGUCAGUUUUUAUAAUUUUUUCCAUCUUCCUUGAUGGUUUAAGAAAUUGCAAAUUCAGUUUACCCACAUGGAUUACCACUUUUAAAAUCACUGGUACUAAAGCAAUUUUUUGUCUUCUUUUUGUUCUUUUAUUCAUUUGUUUUGGUCUCUAAAUUCCCUUCCAGUUUGAUGGAGCUUCUGUAAAUAUCAGGCUUCAGGUAUAACAAAGUUUAAAUGAUUUAAAAGUUUUUCAUGAAACUCUGAACGCAUUUAAUGUAUGUAAAUAUUAAACAGAAGCUAAAAAAAUUAUGAAAAUAAAUCCCCAAAAUCUUGUCGCUAUGUUUCUCAACCACUGAGUUUUUUUCUCAGAUGUAGAGAAAAAAAUCUGCAUUUACUAAGAUGUAUCAGAUUACUUUCUUUAUUUUAUUUUUAAAUCACUUUUAUUGAAACAUAUAUCAUUUAUAAAUGUUUUAUGCUUUUAUUAAGCUGUAUUCUUGUUGUGAUGUGUCUUCAUCUUUCUCAAUAAAAACACAUUAAUUCUCA